Molecule: messenger RNA, 754 nt
Organism: Nezara viridula (southern green stink bug)
Lineage: Eukaryota; Metazoa; Arthropoda; Insecta; Hemiptera; Pentatomidae
Source: the annotation of a GenBank genome assembly
AUUUUAGGUUAGUUUCUAUAUAAUAUAAAUCUAAGACUUUUAUAGAUAAUAUAAAAGUUAGAUAAUGCCUAAAUUAUUUGAUAAAAUAUCUUAUCUAUGGAUCUGUUUCCGUCACUUGACUACUUCCGUUGUUUACGAUCAUAGUGUACUUUUCAUCAGUCGGCGUAAUGUAAUACGUGCACCGAUUGCCAAAGCGGUCUUUACAAAGAUCUUAAAAGACCAGUCACUGAUGGAUAUGUGGCAAGUGGACAGCGCGGCAAUUGACGUUUGGCAGCUAGGAAAUGAGAUCGACGAGCGAGCCAUGGAAGUGUUAAGAUUACAUAACUACGAAAUAGAUGAUCACAAAGCGAGGCAAAUCAGCAAUAAAGAUUUCUUCCAAUACGAGUAUAUGCUUGUCAUGGAUGAAGGAGAGCUCUUCGAUCUGUCAAAACUGGCACCAGUCAAUUCAAAAACUAUCAGGCAGCUACUCGGAACGUUUGAUCCUUCAGGGGACAUAUACAUUGAUGAUCCUUAUUUCACAAAAGGUAUGAAACCAAUAAUUCAAACUCUGCUACACUGUCAGCGAAGUUGUGAAAACUUUUUGCGACAACUUCAGUUAAAAAGUAAAAAAUAACGUGUGACAAUAUUUGCACAUGCAUUUUUCAGCUUAUGUUCAUACUACUUGAAUUCAUACAAGAGUAGUUCUAGUCAAAAUAAUAUAAUUGAUGCGACGUACUUGCUGUGAGAAAAUAAAGAUAUGGAAGUUGCAUGAUAC